Rotaria sp. Silwood2 is the source of this 1848-nucleotide messenger RNA. The record is from the annotation of a GenBank genome assembly. Lineage: Eukaryota; Metazoa; Rotifera; Eurotatoria; Philodinida; Philodinidae.
AUGACACAUCGAUAUAAACCAAUUAAUUUAAUUCAUUAUCUACAUGAUGAAGCUUUAAAAUGUAACCAAUGGAAUUCUAAUCGAUCAAAAUAUUUACAACAUCGUUUUGAUUUACAUACUAAAUUAUAUUGCCAAGAUGGAAAUGCUCAUUCCGGUUGUGUAAAUGCACUUGACUUUUCUUCUGAUGGUGGUGAUGAUAAACGUGUAGUUAUAUGGAAUAUGGCUGAAACACUUUUUAAUGAAUCUAAUCGAAUGCCAACAUCAUUAAAAGCAACACAUUUAAGUAAUAUAUUUUCAAUUAAAUUUGAUCAUGAUAAUCGACGUGUUAUUUCAGCAGGAAAUGAUGAACAAAUUCUAGUACAUGAUAUUGAAAAACAACAUCAAGGAGGACCGAAUGGUAGUCAUGCAGAUGAAUUAGUCGAUGUAUUUCUUGAGUCAUCACCAGUCAAUUCUUUAUCUGUACAAUCACAACACAAUGAUGUAUUUAUAGCAGCAACUGAAGAUGGUCAUAUUCAUUUAUAUGAUUUACGUUCCGUUUCAUCAGCAGCUGCGCAUGAUCAACCAUCAAUUGUUGUUGCUGAAUCAUUUGAUGGUUCAUUUCAUUCAUGUACAUUUCAUCCACAACAAACAUGUUUGAUUGCUACAGCCAAUGCUCGACGAGGCAUCGAACUAUAUGAUACUCGACUGUGUAAAAGUCCUGUACUUCGUUAUGGUGCACCAACAUCUUCAUCGCGUAGGAUGUCUACUAGUAAUAAUGAUGAUGAUAUUGAAGGUAUGAGCGUUACUUUUAAUGGUAAUGGCAGUCUUCUGUAUGCUCUUCGACGUCGACUACCUCCUGUACUUUUCAAACUUCAUCAGUCACAUGCGUUCUGUCAAUUUGAUGCAGAUAAUUUUGUAAAUUUGUGUACAAUGAAAGCAGGCUGUUUUGUUGGUGACAAUGAUCAGUAUAUUGCAUCAGGUUCAGAUGAUUUUAAUGUUUAUAUGUGGCGAAUACCAAGCAAUGAUGAUAGUAAUACACUUCAACAUCAAUCAUGCUCACAUCUCAGUUCAGAUCAUUUUGUGUGGAAUGCUCAUAUGAUUUUACAUGGACAUCGAUCUGUUGUCAAUCAAGUUCGAUAUUCAUCCCGUUUACAUACUCUAGUAUCAAGUGGAGUCGAAAAAGUCAUCAAAAUGUGGACGCCAUAUCGAACUCGUAAUAAUAAUGACAAUGAAACCAACAAAUUCAACGGACGUCAAGAAAUGUAUUCACAUCGAGAUUAUUUACGAGCUGUAUUAGAAUCAGGUUCUGUACAUCAUGAUUCAUCUAUUGAACGAUAUGAUGAAGAUAAACGUAUGCUUGCUUUUUUUGAUUCACUUCUCCAACGAGAACUUGGAAGUAGUCAUAAUGAUGAUGAUGAUGACGACGAUAAUAGUGAUGAUGAUAGUGAUGAUCUAUCAUUUAUUAUUGAUUCAAGUGAUGACGAUCAAACAUCUAGAAUAAGUCAAUCAGAAGAUGAAGAUGAAGAAGAAAUCACACUAGAAGAAAUCAAUAGUCAAACACUAGAUCUAACUGAUUCAGCAACACAUUCAAAUAAUCCAUCUGCUACUCCAUCUUCUCGUUCACGUCAUCCUACAAUAGUAUCUCUCGCUAAAAAUUAUCGUAUUCAUUAUGUUCAAAUGAUAAAAGAAAAAAUAAUAGGAAUCCUAUCAUGUCAAUCAGAAAAACGUUCACUAGAAUCACCAACAAUAACGCCAUUCAAACGUCAACGUUCAUCAUCAAAUUAUGCUAAUACAUUACAAACAUUGAGAAACAGAAUUCAACAUGAAGAAAAUGAACAAUUUUAUUUUAAUGAUGAAAGAAGAAUGUGA